UCACCAAAACAAAACAAACAGAAACCGCAUCUACUGGCAUUUUCUUUUCACUUGCGACUAGUUUUUUUUAUUUAAAUUGUAUUUAAUUAGUGAUUCAGAUCAACCAGUUAAGUAAAGAAUGGCCGGAAACUUUUGGCAAAGCUCCCACCAUCAACAAUGGAUAUUGGACAAGCAGGACCUCAUUCGCGAGAGGCAGCACGACUUGAAAAAUCUCACCGAAGAGGAGUACCAAAAGAUCUUCAUGUUCUUUGCGAACGUUAUUCAAGUACUCGGCGAGCAGCUGAAGCUCCGCCAGCAAGUCAUUGCCACUGCCACGGUGUAUUUUAAGCGGUUCUACGCCCGCAAUUCGCUCAAAUGCAUCGACCCGCUGCUGCUGGCGCCGACGUGCAUCCUUCUGGCGUCCAAAGUGGAAGAGUUCGGAGUCAUCUCCAACUCGCGGCUGAUCACCACUUGCCAAACGGUGAUCAAAAAUAAAUUUAGCUACGCCUAUCAGCAGGAGUUUCCCUACCGGACCAACCACAUCCUGGAGUGUGAGUUCUACUUGCUGGAAAAUCUGGACUGCUGUUUGAUUGUGUAUCAGCCUUACCGCCCGCUGCUACAACUGAUCCAGGACAUUGGCCAGGAGGAUCAACUGCUGACGCUUACCUGGCGUUUGAUCAACGAUUCCCUUCGGACGGAUGUUAGUCUACUGUAUCCACCAUAUCAGAUCGCCAUUGGCUGCCUGCAGAUUGCAUGUGUGAUUCUACAGAAGGAACUGAAGGCUUGGUUCGCCGAGCUGAAUGUGGACAUGGAGAAAGUGCAGGAGAUUGCCCGGGCCAUUCUGAAUGUCUUCGAACUGUGGAAAAGCUACGACGAAAAGGAAAUCCAGGGCCUGCUGGAGAAGAUGCCAAAGCCGAAACCGGCCCCGCAGCGGUGAUUCCGUAAGUUGUAUGUCUCUUCUCUGACUGCAGUAGUGAUAGAUUCUUUAUUCAUUUACUUAUUUUGAUUGCACUGGUGUUCUGCCAGCCAAAGUUUACUUUUGUGUUGUAUACCUACUUUAUCUCGUGAAAAAAUAUUAAGGAUUGCAAAUUAUACUUUGAAGAACUGGAAAAUCUAUCCAACAUAAAUUAUGUUUGAAACUUGACUAUUCCAAAUAAACAAUCGUGCAGCCCUACGUUUCAGUCACCAUGGGUAUCAGAAAUGUACAAUGCUUGUUUAAAAUCCUGAACAGCUAGGUAAAGCAUUUCAAAAUAAUUGAUUAUGUAAUGCACGACAUCCGAUAAAUCCAGAUCCAGACUGAUCACAACACCUUGGUUCGAAUGCGUUGUCAUAUGAUUGAACUCGAGACACCAUGUUUGCUGUCCAAUCACUAAUAAUAUGGGGUAUGUUAUCGAUAGACUGGAUUAAAAAUCUAUGUAGUGCUUUAAAUUCAAUAUAUUCCUAUUUUAUUUGGUAUAAUUCUAGUUCUUGUUUGACGAAAACAGGCAUUAUAAUUAAUUAAUUUGCAGUUAUCCUUACAGUACGCAAAAUAAACUUUGCUUAUUUAUCGUCCAGAAAA
Aedes albopictus (Asian tiger mosquito) is the source of this 1537-nucleotide messenger RNA. RefSeq names its product cyclin-C (gene CycC). Gene Ontology annotation, cellular component: mediator complex; nucleus. The record is from RefSeq and is a predicted model, not a curated record. NCBI's taxonomy places the organism in Eukaryota, Metazoa, Arthropoda, Insecta, Diptera, Culicidae. Gene Ontology annotation, molecular function: cyclin-dependent protein serine/threonine kinase regulator activity. Gene Ontology annotation, biological process: positive regulation of transcription by RNA polymerase II. The transcript has 2 exons. The coding region runs from base 119 to 916 and encodes 265 amino acids.